UGUGUGUAGUUGAUAUAAGUUGAAAUCAUAACUAAAAAUACAACUCUUCAGUUUUUCUUAUUUGUACAAAUUUGAGAUAAAAAUGGCGGGUAGUUAAAAUAUGUAGUGGAAGCAGCAGGAUGUUUAUGUUCGGUUGGAAUAUUCAGUGCGUAAUAAUGCGAAUUCAUACAUAAUGGUGAAACAAAAAUUAAGAAAAAAUGAACCUGAUUCAAAACAUAGCGGGAGUGAUUCUGCUCUUAAAACAAUUAAGAAACUUCCAAACAAAUCUAUUUCGUUGCUGGAUCAACGUGUAAUUCAGCCAACCCGCCGGAGCUCUAGAAACUUACGCGCUGCUGGAAAUGAAAUUUUAAAUUGCGUUGUAGGAAGAAAAACUGCAACAAAUGACAAGAAUUCUCAAAACAGUAAAAUUGAUAACACAAAUUCUGAUGAACUUCCCAGAAGAAAUUUACGAACUAGAGCAUUAAACUUAAAUGCAUACACUAAAGAAAAAAUAAAUACUAAAACGUCGAUUUUAUCAAAAACAGUCGGCCAAAUUAUUGAAGCUAAACACAAUGAAAACCAAAAUGUAGAAAAACAAGUUGGUGAAAUUUUAUUGCAGCAAGUAAAUGGAUGGAAAUGGCCGAAAAGAAAAUGUGUAGUUAAACUAAGAAGGCUAUCUCUCAAAACUAUAGAUAAUCAUAGGAGAGAAAAACAUAAAUCAAGGCAGACCGAGAACGCAAAGAAGCAGUCGAAUACGGUGACAUCAAAUAAUAAAAAUUGUCUGUUAGAAAAGGAAUCUCAAAAUCAAAAUUCGAUUUUAGAAAUUGAAAUAACUAACACCGAUCGGUCAAACUUUAAGAAGCUAAGUAUUUCAAAGCAAUCAGAACCCACAUUUCCAAUUGAUCAGAAUGAAUUUGCACCCAAAAAUAAUAAAAAUGAAGAGAAAAUUCCAAAAUCGAAAAAGUUGAAACAAACAGAAAUAGUUAAUGUGUUAAAUACAGAGCAACAAUAUGUAGUUCCAUUUAAAUCAAAAGCAAUCAAUGAUGUAAAUUAUGUAGACAUUUGUUCAGACGAUGAAUGGUGUACAAAGGAUUUCGAACAAAUUAAUAACAAUAACGAGACUACAAGUUUAAAACAUCGUGGUAAAUUUUUUCAUAAAGCAAAUAUUCCAAAUGAAUUCAAAGAUUGUAACGAAGGUGUAGUAGUAAUAAAUCAAGAAAAGUCAAAAAAUAAUUCAAAAAACAAUGUUUAUGAAUUUUUGUCACUUACACAAAGCUCUGAAUCUGAUAGUGAUCCUGCUGCUGAAGUUAUUAAUAAACUAAUCACUGAAGGAAAGGUUCAACUAGCGAAUAAACGUAAGAAUAAAAAAGUUAUUAAACGUAUUAAGACGACAAAGGUUGGAGAAAAAAAACGGAAAGCACCUUCCAAAAAAAAAGUUAAAUUUGCAAAUAAAGUUAAAGCUCCAAAUUUAGAAAUUGUUGCACCUGUAGACAGCUGUCCACCUCCCAUAGAGAUAUUACCACAAGAAAUUGAUGACUUUAACAACGAUGUCCAUUCGGAUAUAGAUGUGCAAUCCCAUAUUGAAGAUAAAAAAUCUUCGCAUGAUAAUCCAGGAACGUUUAGCAGCUUAGCACGUAGGGUCAUAAUGCAACAAGCUGAUAAAAAUCGUCAAAAUAAGCAAAUGCUGUUAGAUAUGGCCAAGAAAUUUGUUAGUACUCCUAUUAACAAGCAGACUGUACCAAAUCGAGAGAGUCAUUUAUCACCAAUUUUUAAACCACCUACCCCAAUGCAUAGUCCAAAACCAUGGCGUGUCAUAGAUCCAAAAUUACCUUCUUUACUUGAUUUUAAUAGAAGCUCUGGUAAUUUACCAUCAUUUUCCAGUUUUCACAUUCCAAAGAGUCCUAAAAAGAAUAUGGAGCGAACAAAGCAGCAACAUUUAAAUUUGGAAAUCGAUUCGUUGGGUGAAACUAUGAAAAAUAAUAAGAAUGCAACUCAUUUGGAAACACCAAAUUCUGCAAAUAAAUCGCAAAACUGCAUUUCUAUUCCACAAACUAUAGUAAUAAAUGCAUCGAAUUCUUUAUCAUCUUUUUCUUCAAAUGAUUCUAACGGAGAAAAUAAACCUCCACCUCAAAAAAAGAACAAUAAUAAAAUCAUCGAUGAAAACUGUGAUAUAUUCAAUCUGCGUCAUAUACCGAAUCCUAGAAAAACAUUGUCUCAUCGUAGUCCUCUAAAAACUAUAAAUAUUUUAGAAGUUGUAGUGCUUCCACCGUAUAAACCUCAAAACUGUAAUACAGCUACAAUAGAAGAACACGUCAACAGUGAAACCAAAACAAAUGAUUGUUCAGAAAAAAGCAAUGAAAAUCUUUUUGGGUUUGAAAAUGAUAUUACUUAUCAACCUCAAAACUGUAAUACAGCUACAAUAGAAGAACAUGUCAAUAGUGAAACAAAAACAAGUGAUUGUUCAGAAAGAAACCAUGAAGAUCUUUUUGGGUUUGAAAAUGAUAUUACUUGUGAGGAAAUUCACAAUUCGAUAUGUCAUAAUAAUCUAAACAAUGCCAAUAAAAGCUUAAGUGAAAAAUUGCAAAAUUUGAAAAAAUGGCGCCCAAUAAAUAAUGAUGAACCGCACCCACAAUCUCAACCAAUCAAAGAAGUGUUUGAUGACUAUUUGGAUAGGCCAAAGCAACGUUGUAUAAAACAAAUGUUAUGUUCAACUUUUAUCGACUCACCAAAAUGUCUUCAGAAAAAAAGCCCUAAAGAUGGGAAAAUUGUCAAACAAAGUGUAAAAAACUCAGAAAAAACAAAAUCACAAGCUGAAGAAUCCAAUUUGUUCAAAGAUUUUGAGCCUGAAUGCACGUUUAAUCAAGAGGAUUCACAUCGUACUUAUAUUCGUCCUCUUAGGCAGAAACGAAAAAUUUGUAAAAAUUUUUUAAGGUAUCUUGAUAGUGACGAAUCUGGUGAAGAUGAGAAUAAUACCAGUCAGCACGAUGAUAUCAAUACAAAGAAGAAGCAAAAACGAAAGGAUAAUCCAGAAAAUCCUGAACUGAAAUCUUUCAUUAAAAGCUUUAAUGAAAUGUGUGAAGAAGUAGAAAACUACAAUAUUAAUAUUGAGAAUAUUUCAUAAUUUUAUUUUGUAAUCUUGUGUACAUUAUGUAUAUUUACUUCCAGUAUCACUUUUAGUUGUAAAACUGUUAUGUUGUAUGAAUUUUUAUUUUAUAUACAAUUAUAUU
Molecule: messenger RNA, 3206 nt
Organism: Teleopsis dalmanni
Lineage: Eukaryota; Metazoa; Arthropoda; Insecta; Diptera; Diopsidae
Gene: dmt
Product: protein dalmatian
Exons: 7
Coding region: 173-3100 (975 amino acids)
Source: RefSeq, a predicted model, not a curated record